UUCAGAGAGGACAGUGGGUAAAGAAUAUCACACCAUGCCAGAGGGACCAUCUGAGCACUAAGCUCAUCCCCACCGAAGUCCCAGCGGACUUCAUACGUGCUGUUACUUGCCAAGUAUGUGAUCAUCUGCUUUCUGACCCUGUCCAGUCACCGUGUAGACACCUGUUCUGUCGGGUCUGCAUCCUAAGAUACAGUCGUGCUUUGGGCCCAAACUGUCCCACCUGUAACCAACAUCUAAAUCCAUCACACCUGACCAGGCCAGCCAAAUUCUUCCUUGCCACCCUCAACUCGCUCCCUCUGCUCUGCCCCAGAGAAGGAUGCAGCGACUGGGUCCGAUUGGACUCCUUUAGGGAACACUGCCUCAACCACUACCAUGAAAAAGAGUCUCAAGAAGAACAAACACCUUCAGACCAGAAUAUCGAUGGUUACUUGCCGGUCAACAAAGGUGGGCGUCCUCGACAGCACCUUUUGUCACUGACCCGUCGGGCUCAAAAGCACAGGCUGAGAGACUUGAAGAACCAGGUGAAGGUUUUUGCUGAAAAGGAAGAAGGAGGGGAUGUGAAGUCA
Messenger RNA from Sinocyclocheilus rhinocerous, 566 nucleotides. RefSeq names its product V(D)J recombination-activating protein 1-like. NCBI's taxonomy places the organism in Eukaryota, Metazoa, Chordata, Actinopteri, Cypriniformes, Cyprinidae. The transcript has a single exon. Gene Ontology annotation, molecular function: metal ion binding; double-stranded DNA endonuclease activity; sequence-specific DNA binding. The annotation marks the transcript as partial. Gene Ontology annotation, cellular component: DNA recombinase complex; nucleus; endodeoxyribonuclease complex. The record is from RefSeq and is a predicted model, not a curated record. Gene Ontology annotation, biological process: V(D)J recombination; adaptive immune response; pre-B cell allelic exclusion.